Molecule: messenger RNA, 1607 nt
Organism: Haliotis rubra (blacklip abalone)
Lineage: Eukaryota; Metazoa; Mollusca; Gastropoda; Lepetellida; Haliotidae
Product: arylsulfatase B-like
Exons: 13
Coding region: 122-1564 (480 amino acids)
Source: RefSeq, a predicted model, not a curated record
UGUUGUCAGCUGGUGCUGUGGGUAAAAUAUCACGGACACAAAUAGUGUCGAAAUCAUAACUGGUCAUCCUGUCUCGAGGAAAUAGGAAAUCAACGUGUGAUACUUGACCACGGGAGAAGUGAUGUUCGUCCAGUUGUUAUGCACUGUUUGGGUCAUCGUCAACCUGUGUGAUGGAGUUUCUGCAGCAGGAAGUCCACGACAUAUUGUCUUCAUCGUGGCGGAUGAUCUCGGAUGGAACGAUGUUGGCUUUCAUAACCCCGAUAUGAUCACGCCCAAUAUUGACAGACUGGCAAGAGAAGGCUUGAUACUGAAUCAAUCCUAUGUCCAGCCGGUCUGCAGUCCGUCGAGGAGUGCGUUCAUGUCUGGAUAUUACCCAUUUAAAACAGGGCUGCAGCAUCUUGUUAUUGCGAAUUACCAGCCAGUAUGUCUACCCCAAAACAUCACGAUCCUGCCACAGAAACUGAAGGAGCUGGGCUAUGCCACACACAUCAUUGGGAAGUGGCACAAUGGGUUCUGCAGCUGGAACUGCACCCCGACGUACCGCGGCUUUGACAGCUUCUUCGGCUACUACAACGCCAGGGAAGAUUACUACACCCACACCACCGCUGGCUUCUUGGACUACCGGAAUAACACCAACGCCGAGAAGACAGAGAACGGAACUUACUCAACGUAUCGGUUUGCUGAUGAAGCCAUCAACAUCAUCGGACGUCACGACAAGAGUCGGCCGCUGUUUCUGUACCUGCCGUUUCAAGCCGUUCACGCACCCAUAGAGGUUCCCCCAAAGUAUGAAGCACUGUAUCCGAACAUACAGACUGAAGGUCGUCGUAAAUAUUGUGGAAUGGUCUCAGCUCUUGACGACGCAAUUGGUAACAUAACAAAGGCCUUGACAAGCAGCGAAUUAAUGAAUGACACGCUGAUUCUGUUUACUGCGGAUAAUGGUGGAUGGAUCAGCGAGCAUGGCAACAACUUCCCCUUGCGAGGUGGCAAGUUGAGUGUGUACGAAGGGGGAACGAGAGCAGCAGCGUUCAUGUAUGGAUCAUGUCUAGAGAAGCCAGGAACUGUUUAUGACGGAUUGAUCCACGCCGUUGACUGGCUGCCCACCCUGACUGCAGCAGCAGGAGGGACCCCAGUGACAGACCGCGACGGCAUGAACCUGUGGCCGAGUAUCAGUGCAUCCUCCCCGUCACCCCGCACUGAGUUCGUCUACAACUACGACUCACACCCAUUCCCGGAAGAGGGACACGCGGCCAUCAGGGUUGGUGACUACAAGCUGAUCGAUGGCUUCCCAGGACUGUACAAUGAUUGGUACAAGCCGGAACAAGUGACCAACCUGAGUCUCACCAACAUCAAGGACUGGGCCACAAAGUAUCAGCUGUUCAACUUGAAAGAUGACCCCAACGAGCACCACGACCUCUCCACAUCCCAGCCGGACAUGGUGAAGAAGCUUGCUGCCAGGCUGGCCUGGUAUGAGAAGCAGGCAGUGUCACCUAACUUCCCUGAGCUUCCCGACCCCAAGUGCAACCCUGAGUUGUACGGCAAUGUCUGGUCCCCUGGUUGGUGCUGAGAGUUUCCUGUUUGAACACAUUGGAAUAAAGUCGUUAUUUGAA